AUGGGUGUUCUUCCAAUUGAUACUCGUGAAGCUCUUCAUUUGAAUGAGCUCACUUCGAGAGCGAGAUGUUAUCGCAAUGGUUAUGGUUAUUACAGAUGUAAUUCCGCCUGGAGUCGUUUCGGUCGAUGGAUUCUCGCUGGUGUUUUGAUUUUCGUCGGUCUUAUAUUACUUUUUGCCAUCAUGUGCAUAUCCAAGCGUCGUCGUCGCCGCAACCAAAUCAGCUCCACGAACCAACCUAUGGCAUACACCCAACCCGCUGCUACCUAUGGUCAAGCACCCGCCAGCUACAAUUAUUCACAGCCCCAACAAUCAUAUGCGCCGCCGGCGGGUGCACCGCCGACGUAUGGUGGUGCGCAUGCGGGUGCGAAUGCGGAUUAUUAUGGGACGAGUGGCGUGACGCAGCCGGCGAAUACUUAUGCUAAGUAG
Messenger RNA from Botrytis deweyae, 426 nucleotides. RefSeq lists its product as uncharacterized. Gene Ontology annotation, cellular component: intracellular membrane-bounded organelle. Lineage: Eukaryota; Fungi; Ascomycota; Leotiomycetes; Helotiales; Sclerotiniaceae. The record is from RefSeq and is a predicted model, not a curated record. The coding region runs from base 1 to 426 and encodes 141 amino acids. Gene Ontology annotation, biological process: vesicle-mediated transport. The transcript is spliced from 3 exons.